Molecule: messenger RNA, 7487 nt
Organism: Pocillopora meandrina
Lineage: Eukaryota; Metazoa; Cnidaria; Anthozoa; Scleractinia; Pocilloporidae
Source: the annotation of a GenBank genome assembly
AUGAAUUUUUUCAUCCCGAAAAGAUGUCCGCUUCACCAAUGGAUACAAGGCAAGUAGGUAGACAUGUCUUUAUUUUCUCGAAGCAGAAUGGUAGCGAGAAUUCUCCUACAAUUAUUGCAAAGCCUGUCAACAUCACACAGGAUUUGCCACGAGAAUUUCUACGCUAUUUAAAAACAUUGUUCGAUAUUCUUGACGAGAAGGGAACAGGUUUUGUGCGACUCUCUGACAUAGAGACUAGGUGGAAAACUAAACAAGGCUCGAAUGGACUCGGAGAGGGAGUCAUGGAAAAUUUACGGAAGGUUACCCCCAAGAAUGGGCUUCUGAACUUUGAAAGACUAUGUACUGGAAUGAAAUUGGCCCUUAAAACGCAACCACGCGCCCAAACAAAUGGUAGUGCGAACGGCUUAGAUCACUCAACCAGAAGAUCGAACUCGCUACCGCAGCUGGACACGGCGACUAAAGGUUGGACUUCCGAUUCUAGCGAGGACUCAUUUGCAGGCAACGAAAACAGAACUAAGGCUCAAGUAAUUAACAAAUUAAGAGAUUGGAAGAAUGAAAAUCAAGAAAAGAGGCGUUCUCUGACUUUUAAUGCUUCAAAUCCACGGACAAACGGGAUCGAUAGCUCCGGAAGUACAAGUAAGUGUUUCUUUUGUUACGACACGGUGGGCUGGUAGUAAAUGAUAUUCAUGGGAAUUUCGGCCUUGAACCUAUAAAUAACCACCAAUUUUCUCUUUGUGGUCCGAAUUUUCUAAUUAAAUAUGACUAGUAAAAGAAAUAAUUUUUCUUUCGGGGCGCUUUUAACUUCAUAAACGAACGCGCGUUAAUUGAAAACAGUAAAGGUGUCCUAAUCUAAAUAGAACACGGAUUAAAGCAUACCGGGCGCUUUAGCAUAUGUCCAUAUUUCGACGUUUUUACGUCAAAGGAUGUCGCAUAUGUUUAAAAUUAGUUCAAUGGAACAGUACUACAGAACUAGUGGCGAGACAAUGUUUAUUUUUUUUAUCUUUUGCACUCGUUCAAUUCGCUUGAAAAUUUAUUAUGUUUAAACUACCACCCUCUUGAUCUGAAGUAGUUUUUUUCGCAUUUCAGAGGUUCUAAGACUGAGAAGUAUUUACAACAUGAUAAUUCGUUUGGCGUCAGAUUAACGCUAAACGAUUUAGUUAUAAUCCUGAAUUUGGACACAAAAAUUGGACGUGCCAAAAUGUGUAAGCCAUUCCAGCGAACACAAUAGAGAUUACGGUUAUCAAAAUACCAGGUGGUCUCUCUGCAUGGCGACCUCGAUUAUGUCUAAACAACAUGUCAAAACUUUAAAAUUAGACUGUAAGGCCAAUGUACCGCAAAUGUCUUCAGCCAUGAAAAAGUGUUUAUUUUACAUUGUCAAUAUAACAUAUCUUUUUUGUUGCACAUGAUUGAUGAGAAUAUUAGCUGACAAUUUAGAAUUCCUGUGGAGACUAUAGUUAACUUUUUAAAGUUUCAGAGGUUACAGAUUUCAUGUCUGGGCCUGUUGUGGUUCUUUCUCGAAAGUUAUGUAAUUGAGUCUUGACAGACCAUACGACAGACCAUUAUUUUUUUGUGAUAAACAAACUACCUCUUAACUUAGAAAUGCUGGAGGCAGUGCUAGAAAUAAUCUUAAAACGGAAAAGGAUGUUGAAAGCAAGGGAGAUGCAGCAAUAUAAUCAGGAUGAUGAUGCAGCAGUGUCUCAAUUAUAUCCCCUAGGAUGUCAAUAUACAUCCCUUCACAAGAGUUUCUGCCCUCAACUUCUUCCUAAAAAAUAUUGGAUUUUUCUCAUUCAAUCUUAAUAUACAAAUAUCUUGGCUUUGAGACCCCCCAAAGCCAACCCACAUUUUGCAAUGUCUAAUAUUUUUCAUUAGAUUAAUGGAUAGAUUUUUCAAGCAUUGAUCACAAUAGGUGAAGGACAUAAUUUGGAAGUGGAAAAUAGAUGCUUAUAGGAGUUAAUUUUUUUUUAUAGAGGAGCAUUACCAAUGAUGGUUGAAAUUCCAUCCCUAUUUAGGGCAACACAAGUUUAAAGUAGACUGGGCCUUCAUUAGAGUAAGUGGUGAUGGGGGAAAAAGAAAGACUUGUGAGACACUUAGAAUCCAGUCUGUAAAACAGAUGGAAACUACAUGUACAUGUACACAAUUUGUAUUUGCAAUACAAAUCACAAUGACAUUACUUUACCUUGAUUUUCACAAGCAUUAUAAAUGACAAGGAAAUGUUGAAUUGGAGUUAUAUGAUACUCACUCUUCCACUCUGUUUUGAAAAACAUCAUCUUCUUUGCAAUAUUUUCAAAUGACAAUAAUGAUACACUGUUUACACAAAGCUAACUUUUUAGCUACUCUUUCUAGACAGCUGUCUUUUUACUGAGUCACCUUCUGCUACAGGAAUUUUAAUCCCCAACUCAGAGAACUGAAAGGAAUUUUAGACUUCUUAGCAGAAAUAAAUUGCAUUGUAAAUAAGAUCUGAGACUUUUUGCAAGAGCUGACAACUUUGACUUUAAUAUUGGUUAAAUUGUUUAAGAGACCUAUGAAUUCAUGGUAUUUUCCAUCCCAUACACUAGACCCUGCAUGUUGACAUAAUUUCUAUGAGGCACUUUCUAUUGAAAGGUCCUACAAAAGUGACAACUCUAAUUACAUUACUGACUGACAGAGCUCAGCCUCUGUGAGAUAAUUUAGGUUUUAAAUUGUCUAGUUAAAAAACAAGACUUAUUACAGAAAUGUUCUGAUUAUUUUCCACUAACUGUUUAUUUAGCAAAAAAAUACUAGGCCAUUUUAAAAAGAAGACCAUGCUGUUCUUGUAAAUAGAGAUGCAAACAAUUUAAUUUAUUGUUUCUAUUAUCAGUGAAUUGUGACUGCAUGUGCCAAACUGAUUUCAUGCUUGUGUUCACUUGCAGGUCCAUCCUCAGGAAAUGGAAGUCCAAAAGGAAGAUCAAAUUCUACAACAAAAGUCUACUUUGUUGGUAAAGAAAUCAGCAGUAGUGUGCCAACAAAUUUAAAUGGACAUAUAAAACAUUCUGCUGCUCCUACUGAAAUCCAGACAAUUGACAAGGUAAUUCAUGAGAUUAUUUAAUUUUCCUCGCUCUCAAAAUGUGAUGUCUUAGUUCAGUUGGUAGAAGUAUCUUAAACCACUUUCUGGGAGGAAAGGAAUGCAUUUUUUUUAAAGUUAACUAUUAUUCAAUUAAAUUACUGAAUAUACGGUAUGCAACAAAUUUAAGGGUGUCCCUUUUUAUUAUAGUGCAAUCAAAAUUUAUUGAUAUAAUGAAAAAAUUAGUAGAAUCAACUAUUAUUGUCCUUCAUGAUAUGCAGUCAGGUUUCCAGACAUAUGUCUCUGUAAUAUUGAUUAUUGAUUAAGUAUUUAAAAGUGAUAAUAAUGGCACAAUUUACUCUCCCAAGUGACUCUUUCGGUCAAAACAAAUUAUUUGCAAGCAUAUCUCAUUUAUAUUUUGUCCUAGGUAAGAGUAAUUUUUUGAUGACAACUUUGAUAAAUAUUGUAUACCUGUAUCAAUGCAUGCAAGUAAGAUUUGAUAAGCUUAAUAUUCUGGUUGGAAAAUGUAGUUUGCUUGAAUUUUGUUGAGGGUCAAGCUUGGGAGAUAAAAACACACCUGCAACUAUUGGUAACCCUUCAGCUUGCAGCCAUGAGAGGAAAUUGUACGAUGGCUGCAAAAAUAGCCUGGAAUUUUUAUAUGUAAACUAUUUCAUGCUAUUUGAAGACUAUUCAUCAUGGACAUUCACAUAGGUAUGAGAGGGAUAUUGAUAAUCCGAAAGAUGAAAGAGACUUGAAGGGUGCAAUGUUGGCACUCAAACUCAAUUAAAUGACAUCAAAAGUUAUGUUUUAUUCUUCUUUUUUGUGCUCUAUUGGUUAAUUACGAUGGAAGCCAUGUUUAAUAUCUCUUUGAAAACUAAAUGCUGUGCAUUAAUGUGGUCUUAAUUAAAUUGUAAGCACUGUCAUAGCUUAUUAUUGAUUUUAUUGGUUAGAUAGUAUGGUAAGGCUUGAUUUGAAAACAAGAAUGCUGGCAAUAUUUUUUAUUCCUGUGAUAUUGUAGGAUGCUAGAUUACAAGAGCUUGAUGAUGAGCAUGACCUUUUACAAAAUGGUCUUCAGGUCAUCGAAAAAGCUAGAAAGUGGUAUUUUAAAAGAAUCACAGCUAUUCAGGAAGAGAAAUUGCACCUUCAAAAUGAUGACCAAUAUUCUCUUGAACAGGUAAUUCAUUAUCUAAUGUCAUUAUAAUGUUUCAUUACAAGAUUGACCAGGCACCUGUAUCAGAGAACAUUCUAAAAAUGCACAUGCAUUAAUUGAUCAAUUGUGAUACAUGUCGCUAUGACUUGUUUAGAACAACUUGAAAAUGAUAAGUAAAAGCAAUUCAUUUUGUAUGUUGUAUCAUGAAUAUAAGAAGAAUAUUUACCAACAAACCACCUGAUUAAGGAGGCUGUGUAGAUGAAUGAGUGACUCCUCAAUGUCUGCUAUUCACUUCAAUUUGUUAACUGAAGAAAGCAUUCUGUGAGGGAGGCAACAGGCAGAUGAGUCUUUUCAUUAUAUAGCAAACCAGUAUCCCACUUGUAACAUUUUCCACAAAUCAGUCGUUGCUUAUAAAUAUUGCCAGGAUCAUGCACCCUAUAGCAAGUAUUUGAGGAAUGAAGAUUUGUAUGUUGGUUAUGUGGCCAUGAUCAGUGUGGCCAACGGAAAGGAAGUAUCAAUGAAAUUUGUUUUUCUAGGUGAUGGGAAAUACAUUUUGCAGUAUAAUUAUGUUUGUCCUACUUUUAUAGUAUAAUUAUGUUUGUCCUAUUUUUAUUUGGCUUGAAUGUUGCCCAGAUUUCAAGCUAGAAAGAGAGCUUGAAAAUUGCUGAAGAUGCAAUCAUGGCAAAAGGGGCCAUUUGACAUACCAAAAAAAACAGAACUCUGACUAACAGAAAUUACAGUCAAAAUGAACACCAUGUGUGUUGCAAAAGGUCUGUAAGGCUUACAAUUUGUAUUCAUUACUGUAAAAGUAUUUCUGAAUUUUUCUCUCUUGGGCUAACUUUUGAAUGGUAAAUUUUUAAAUACAUUUAUUGUGCUCAUCUACCCCUUUGCAGUUUCAGUAUGAAAUUUUGCUUCACAAGACAAGAAGGAGAGAGCUUGGUUUGGAUGAUGACUCUUUUAAGGAGCACAAACAUCACAUACAGAGUGUGAAUCAGUCCUUAGAAAGAAUCAUUGAAGGGAAAUCACCUGUAAAGGUACACAUAGUUUAGGUCUCUUGUUUGAGUUCCUUUUUCAUUAUAGAAGUUUCACCCUCAGGAUUGAUCAUAUUUAGAACAAUUUUUGGCUCUUCCUUCUGCUCAGCUGAUAAUUGCUAACCCCUUUUGAAUAAUAUGGAUAAUUUUUUUCCUUAGGCAUUACCAACUUCAAGUUCAGAAGCUAGUAAUGAAAAACAAUGGCUGCAGGAUGAAGUAGAACGUCUAAAAAAGGUCAUUAUAAAAAUCAUUUAUUAGACUGUAGCCUGUUUUUUGUAUGCAUAGUCUGUGUACCUCCUACAUGUAGCCUGUUUAUAUGGCUAAAUCUCAGUGAUCUGAAAAUUUCUAAUUUUUAACCCAUUUUUGUUGUUUUUAAAUAAUAUAUUUCUAGUAUUUAGCCUCUCAGAAAUCUGUUAUCAAUUUUGUGAAUAGCAAAGUUAACAAGUGCCUCCCUGAUAAUUUUUAAGUGCUAGCGUUUAUUGUGUCGCUCUCUUUCAAUAUUAUUGCAAUAUUUCCUCAGAGUAGCCCUUUUUGAACCUUUUCCCUUCCAAGCUCUCAUAAUAGUAAUUCUCCUUACUGUCUACCAUACAAUUCUUAUGAUUUUAGUUCAAAGAACUUGGUAUUGGAUCAACUAAUAAUCUCCUAAUUAACAUUUUUGUUUAUUCCCAUCAUUUGUCUGCUUGAUAUUAUAUUGAUAUUGUAAGGAGAAAUUCUGUCUUGGUCUGUGACUCAUGAGAGCUGUUCAGUCAAUAAUAAUGGUUAAGAGACCAUAACGAAUCGUUGAUUGGUGUUAUUUGUAUAAUAAUAUAUUUUCAUCAUCAGGAGGUCUCUGAGAAAGGAAGUAAAAUUGCUCAACUGGAAACUGAGAAGUCUGCCCUCAUCCGCGACUUGUUCAACAGCAAAGCGUCUGGAAAAAAUGGACUUAGCACAAAAAAGCCCCAUCAGAUCUUCUAAUCUGAAGGCAAGGCCGGCCAAAUUGUGUCGAGGAGCUUCAAGUAAUUGCAAGUUAAUAGGUCACUUGUGCAUAUUGGUAACAUCUCCGAAUGUCUCCAGUUUCAACAUGGAGUCUGAUAACGAUAUAAGUUACCCUAUCCAUUCUACUCGCUAACAACUGAUAUGGAUAGUUUACAAUCUCUCGCUUACUCAUUGCUCGCUGCGCUGCUGCUGAAAAUCCUAUAGGUCAGCAGAGCAUUAAUUAAGCAACACACGACAAGGCAUGUAUUAAAUUGAAAAAGAUAGGGGAAAAAGUAUAUAUUUAUAUAAAAAUAAUUAUCAGCGCCUGUUAUUAGCAAUGAUAAAUAAAAAGUUAAUAUACUUGUUAAGCAAAUGGAUCGCCUAAUUUUUUUUCAAGUGUUAUAAGCUUUUGAAUUUAAUAUACAUACUGUUGUUACAGCCCUACAACAAACGAAAUUGAUUUCUAAACAUUAUUUAGGGUAUUAUACAUAGUAGGAGAUGAUCUUGAUUCCUGUUGAGCGCACCAGAUGUGUUUACUGUACAUUUUACUGAGAUCAGAAUCCAGGAGUUGUUUUAUAGUUUAAUUUUAUAAUCGUACAUAAAAGAAGUAUUAUUGAAAUAUUAACGUAAAGAGGUAAAGUGAGAAAAUAUGAAUUUUAAUAUCUCUUUACUUCAAAAAUUGAAAAGCAGUGAAACAUAAAUUAUGAAAAGACAUUUUUUUAUCGAUAUACUUGCAUAUUUGUAGUAUAUUUUGAUUUAAAUAGUUUAUUCGAUAAAACGCUUUGUUGAAGUGAGAAAGAGUAAAAUUCUUACCGUCAUUGACAAAGCAGUUUGUAUGUGAUUGUGUCGAGAAAUUCGCCAAGGGACCGGGAACGAUGCUUAAGAGGAGCCAAUCAGAACACUUGAUUCUACUGAGGGUUAAACUGGUUUAUAACAUAGCGCGUAAAUUUGUCUAAUCAAAUUCAAUUCCGUGAGCGACUGCUUCAUAUUCUUAUUGUGCACGCUCCUGACGUCAGCAAACAAAUCCCUCUAUAAAAACAAUUUUUAACCAUCGGGUUGAAGAUGUUACUAAACAAUUGGUUCAUACGUCAGCUGUGCGUUCAUCGAGAUAUGAAGCACACGGGAAGUUUGGAGAGCACGAAAAAUGCGUAAGAGUUGCUCAAGGCGUAGCCGAGAGCAACUCUAGCUUCUUGAGUUAAGUGAAGUGCACUUUGGCAAAGGCGAAGAGAUUGGCCAAUAAAAAUACGGCUGCAUGCAGAUGCAUAUGUAGUUAUUUCUACAUAACAAAAAAGAGUGUACACGCUGAAGGGUGGAACUUUAAAUAUAAGCUUAC